CGGAUGGAGUCGGGACCGGGGGACCUUGGCUGCCCGUCAGCGCCGCAUCCGGAGCCGCCGAGCGGGAGGCAGAGCACCGGGCUGCUGGGAAACCUCCUGUGAACAGACCCUCCUCUGGUGCACCGGGAGAGUUGUAGGCUACAAAAGAAACACCAACUUGAAUAUAAAAAAAGAAAAGAAAAAACCCUCAGCCUGUUACAUGGAGCCGGGUGGCGCUGGGUAGGGGGGGGGGGGGUCAGCAAGGCCCUCCGGGAGAGACCAGAGCUUCAACUCAAGUGUAACUCCACUAAAGCUAAUGGAUUUGAAGAAAGUGCUCUCCUUCCCUCCAUACCCCGGGGAUUACCUGCAUCCAGUGGUGUAUGCCUGCACAGCAGUCAUGCUGCUCUGUCUGCUCGUCUCCGUCAUGACCUACAUCGUCCACCACAGUGCGGUCCGCAUCAGCAGGAAUGGCUGGCACACACUUCUCAACUUCCUCUUUCACACGGGGCUGACAUUUGGAGUUUUCGCCGGGGGCAUCAAUCAGAUCAACUUACCUUUCGUGUGCCAAAUUAUUGGCAUUGUGCUCCACUAUGCAUCUUUGUCUACCAUGCUGUGGCUGACAUUUACUGCUAGAAACAUCUGUAACGAUGUGUCCAAAGACCCACUUCGGCCCCAGAAGAGGAAUGGCCCAGCCCAGACUCGCACCAAACCAACCGUCCUCAGAUUUUAUCUUGUAAGUGAUGGAGUCCCUCUCGUGAUUGUUGGAGUUACGGCAGCAUUUGGUAUGGAUAACUAUGGCAGCAGGGACGACGCCUUGUAUUGCUGGAUGGCAUGGGAACCAAGCCUGGGAGGUUUCUAUGCCCCCAUGGGUCUUCUGGUCUUGGUCAUGUCUGUGUACUUCUUGUGUACUUACAUCCAACUUAAACGCCACCCAGAGAAGAAGUAUGAGCUGCGAGUUCUGAGUGAGGAGCAGCAGCAGUUAUCAUUUAGUGAGCCAAACCAUCACUGCCACACCGACACCGGAGGAGAUUCUAGGCCCAGUGGAGACUGUCCGCCAUUUGCAGCAGGUGUGUCGGUGCUGGCCAAUGAGCACUCAUUUAAAUCACAGCUCCGAGCAACAGCCUUCACCCUCUUUCUGUACCUGUCUACCUGGGCUUUAGGAGCCUUGGCGGUAUCAAUGGGGCAUUUCCUGGAUAUGAUAUUCAGCUGCCUGUAUGGGGCUUUUUGCGUCACUUUGGGACUCUUCCUUCUCAUCCAGCACUGUGCCAAACGUGAUGAUGUAUGGCACCGCUGGUGGGCCUGUUGCCCGUCCAAGUCCAAGUCAGAGGACGGGAAUGGGGACGGACAGAGCCAGAGGCAGGAGCUCCAUCAGCCCCACUGCCACUUGAACUCCCCAUGCUCAGGCAAGCAUCCUCUGCUCUCUCCUCACCUAGUGCAGAGUCCUUACCACAAAAUGACACCACAUUCCCAGAGUCCUGCACCCGGUCACACAGGUCCGUGCUGCGUGGCCGUGAUGAGUCCCGCCAGCCCCAUCUCACCUCUUGCUGAACCAGUGUCCUCACCUCGUCCACAGUUGCUUUCUGACGAGCUCCCACGUCCCACUCUGCCUCUACAGAGCUGCCUUAAUGACAGAACAAAGUCACGCUCCUUCAACCGCCCACGUCCAUGCCUCCAGGACUACCGUUCUCACAUAACGUCCGUCAGUAUGGAUGGGAGUGUGCACAGCUCCCACCAAGACAGCCCUCAUGCAAUGCACCACCUUGAAGACUCUCCACUGGUUGCUAUCAGCCCGCAGCCAGACCUCCAGCUCCCCUGCCCCAGCCCUCACUUGGAUAAGCAGAUGGCUUCCUGCCACAGCUUGCAACACCAAAACUCAAUGACGUCCUGUCACAGCCGCGCACACAGCAUGCAAGACAGCAUUUCUUCCUGUCACAGCCUCCUCCUGCCUGCUCAUGGGGUCCACACCUGCCAGUGGCACAUGUACAGCUCAGCAGAUCACGCUUCCACUACUAGCUGCUGCGAGAAACCUGACCCCUUUACCUUGCAAUUUCAGCAAGACCCUGACACGUACAGCUGCAUGUCAAAGACAACAGAUAAAGAAAAAGAUAACCUCUGCGUACAAGGGGAGCAUAAAAGUUUCCCAAGAAAUACUCUGCCUCGGCAGCACGGCAAUUUCAGCCGGCGAGGUACCAUCGGCCGGAACAUGAGCCUGCAGGAAGACAGCCUGUAUGGUUCAGACGCCCCAGGAAACAUACGGACUGGCCCUUGGAAGAAUGAAACCACCGUAUAGUUUUCUCAUACAUGUACCUGUACUUGCCAGACCUUCCAUCACCCCUGUAAUCCAAUUACUCCGUAAGUGUUUGGGUUUCAAUGCCUUCAGCUUUGCCCUUAAACCACAGGUUGAGUUUUCAGUGAGGCCUCGUGUUGUGCUAUCUCAGAACCCUUUAUGACAAAGUUAUCUUACAGUGUGUUACUUAUCAGUUUUUAUAAAGACAGGUUCUAUCAUUGUUGAAUUAAUAUUCUGCUCCAUGCUGUUUAAAGUUGCAAUCAGUAUUGUAGGGCUCCGUAAGGGCGCGCUGGUUCAAUAGUCUGCGAGGUCACAGCAAGACAGCCUUGAGUUUGAACUCUUCAUCAGUUCCAGUUGGGGCCUAUUUGUGUGGAGUUUGAAUGUUUUCUCAAUGUUUGUGUCAGUUGUUCCUCAUUACUCCUACAGUCCACAGGCAUGCAGGUCAGCUGCAAGGAAUAUUCCAACCUAAAGGGUCUACACAGAUUUAAAACUAUGGACCUAAUCCCAUACAGACCAGGGCAAAACAUACCUAAACUCAGUGGGCUAAAAUGACUUGUCCAACAUGAGAGACCUGAUCCAGAAGGGACUCAAGGACGGUCAGACCCAAUCUAAACAGACCCAAAGGUUCCAUUGACCUUUAAAAUGACUUGUCUAACAUAAGACCCUUAUCCAGAAGGGACUCAAGGGCAGUCAGACCCAUAUCUAAAUCGACCCAAAGGUUGCAUUGACCCUUAAAAUGACUCGUCUAACAUAAGAGACCUUGAUCCAGAAGGGACUCGAGGACAGUUAGACCCAUAUCUAAAUCGACCCAAAGGUUGCAUUGACCCUUAAAAUGACUCGUCUAACAUAAGAGACCUUGAUCCAGAAGGGACUCGAGGAAAGUUAGACCCAAUCUAAAUAGACCCAAAGGUUGCAUUGACUUUUAAAAUGACUCGUCUAACAUAAGACACCUGAUCCAGAAGGGACUUGAGGACAUUUAGACCCAAUCUAAAUAGACCCAAACGUUGCAUUGAACCCUAAAAUGACUUUUCUAAAUUAAGAGACCUGAUCCAGAAGGGACUCAAGGACGGUCAGACCCAAUCUAAAUAGACCCAAAGGUUGCACUGACCCCUAAAAUGACUUGUCUAAAAUAAGAGACCUGAUCCAGAAGGGACUCAAGGAAAGUUAGACCCAAUCUAAAUAGACCCAAAGGUUGCAUUGCCCUUAAAGUUAAACUGGCUUAAACAUUCUGUUUACCAGCAGUCAUUACCCAGCAAGCUAUGCUGUAAAAUCAGCUAUAUGGACAUUUAAAAUGAAUGAUCUCAUGGGGAAAUGUUAAGGCCGUGAGUGACGCACUGAAGCAACCUUGAGCCGUGAAGGACCAACGGAUUCUGAUGGCUGACGUUGAAUCGGCCUAAAAAACAUAAUAUGGCAAACGUACAAUGAGAUAUACACAGCUACUUUCGUAGUUAUUUCAGCAAUAACAACAUUUCUAAAUACCAACAUAUUACAAAAUAAACUUAAUAGACCUCCCUCUUUCUGCACCAUCUACAACAUAAACAAUUAGCACCCCGAGCAAGAAAGCUGCCUUGCAAGCCAGUCGACCAGCCUCUAGAUGAGUAAAAUAAGAACUUAAUGUUUCAUUCACACACUCUUAUCACAUCUUAGGAAAGCACAUUACUAUCGCCAUAUGACAAUUUUGUUUGGCUAAUCCAAUUACACCAUGAGCUGCAAACGUGUAUUAAAACUCUAUUGUUACAUGCAAUUCUACCAUAGACUGUAAAAAUAGUGGAUGUAGCAGCAGUGACCUCACCCACUGGUUUGUUGACUGCCGUUUUGAAGCCUCGAGUUUGGCAAUUUGCCCGUCGCCAUCUUGUUUUUUUGAAACC
Messenger RNA from Etheostoma cragini (Arkansas darter), 4134 nucleotides. It is a transcript of the gene adgra1a, whose product is annotated as adhesion G protein-coupled receptor A1a. Gene Ontology annotation, cellular component: plasma membrane; postsynaptic density; glutamatergic synapse. The record is from RefSeq and is a predicted model, not a curated record. Bases 296 to 2269 code for a protein of 657 amino acids. Gene Ontology annotation, molecular function: G protein-coupled receptor activity. The transcript has 6 exons. Lineage: Eukaryota; Metazoa; Chordata; Actinopteri; Perciformes; Percidae. Gene Ontology annotation, biological process: cell surface receptor signaling pathway; G protein-coupled receptor signaling pathway.